AUGGACAGCUCACAUCGCCUGUGGAGGCUGGUGUACCUGUUCCUAUUUACUUUGUGGAGGCCCAGGAUUCUAGUUCAAGCAGGGAUAAACAGCACUCAUCUGCACAUGGGACGUGACAUUACACGGAUAGUUACCAAUGAGUUUCAAGAUAUUUACAUUGGAGGCGUCAACUUCAUCGCCCAGCUAACCCCCAAGUUAUUUAUUAAACUGAAUAUCACAAUAGGACCUGUCACAACAUCGGAGCACUGCGCGCCAAACCCGGCUCCCUGUGACAAUAUCGUGAGAGUUCUGGAAAUCGACGCAGUGCAGAAAAUGCUGCUUGUAUGUGGGUCAGCUUAUCAAGGUACAUGUACUAUUCACAGCUUGCAAGACAUCGAUGUGUGGUUUUGCUUGAAUAGCGAGACAAACAGUGCCGGGGCCGAAGUCGUGUCGGGAAGUCAUGAGAGAAAUUCGGUUCUUCACUUCCUACCCUCCACAGUUAGGAACUCGCAGAUGGCACCUGUAGUUGCUGCCCGCGAAUGUCGCUCAAAAGGCUUUGGGCAGAAAUAUGUCGCUGGAAAUGAUUCCCAACCAAAAUACGUCAGAAUGCAACACUAUGCGCCACGAAUAAGAUUUAGACGUUUGUUGUACUCAGCAGAAGUAUUAAGUAAACGGGACAUUCGUGAAAAUGUACAGAGCCUAGGAGGUAUCUUUAAAAACAACUUUACAGGUUUACACAACAGUGGAUAUCAUGUUCAAUCAAAUGUGAUGAUUGCAGGAAGUGUAUACAAUCCUAAAUUGUCUACAAAUCCACUCCACCUCUCCAUUCGACGCAUCACCUUUAACGGUUCCCAGUAUACCAUUGGUUACUCCCGUGAUCACGACACAACACCUGUAGGCUUUCAGAUGAAAAAUGCCAAAGACACCUCCAUCACUCCAGAUUACAAAUUGUCUUUUACGUGGGGCAAUUACUCCUACUUCGUGUUUCUGCAGCAGUCCACAGAUUGUGAGAAAACGAGUCGCUGCAUUCAGACUAAGAUCAGCCGUACCUGUAAUGAUCCUUUAUCAAUACUGCCUUAUGUGGAAAUUACUCUGAUGUGUACGGACAAGGUAAAGUAUAUUACAUAUGUUUAUGAGAAUUCAAAUUUUAGUGAGUAUAAUGAAGAGUCGUUUCCAUUGUUGGGAAAUAUAGGGCCAUUGAGGUAUUGGAAAGAACAGGUAUUACAACAGACUGCUAUAUGCACAGUCUAUGAAGGCUUAGGUGGCUGGGUCAGACCUGGGGAAUGGAGGAUUAAGAGUACCUAA
Molecule: messenger RNA, 1284 nt
Organism: Candidula unifasciata
Lineage: Eukaryota; Metazoa; Mollusca; Gastropoda; Stylommatophora; Geomitridae
Source: the annotation of a GenBank genome assembly